AUGACUGAAUGGAGCCCUAGUUCGUGGACCCAAAAGCCCAUCAAGCAAGAUGUCAUCUAUGAGGAUCGCCAAGGGUUGAAAGACUCGCUGGAGAAGCUGCAGAAGCUACCUCCCCUUGUAACAACACGAGAAAUCAUUCAACUUAAGGACAACCUGCGAAAUGUCGCUUUGGGCAAAGCAUUUGUUUUGCAAGGUGGUGACUGUGCGGAGCUAUUCGACUACUGUAACCAAGACAUGAUCGAAGCCAAGGUCAAGCUUCUGUUGCAAAUGAGCUUGGUCCUGAUUUGGGGUGCCAAUAAACCUGUUAUUCGUAUUGCCCGCAUUGCAGGUCAAUUUGCCAAGCCGCGCUCAAGCUCAACAGAAGUAGUCAACGGAGUGGAAAUGCCCUCCUUCCGCGGUGACAACAUCAACGGAUUUGAUGCCAAUCCCCAGUCCCGCCAACCAGACCCAUCGCGUCUGGUCUCAGCCUACUUCCACUCAGCGGCAACAUUAAACUACCUUCGCGCCUCCCUUUCAUCUGGUCUAGCAGACCUGCACUCCCCUCUAGACUGGGGUCUGGGACACGUAAUCACACCCUCAAUCAAAGAGAAGUACGAACUUACAGUGAACGCCGUCAAAGAUGCCCUCCGCUUCAUGCGGACCGUAGGAAUCGACAAGGAUCGCGGCGUGGAAACAGCAGACAUCUUCACCAGUCAUGAAGGUCUCUCACUCGAAUACGAGCAAAGCCUAACCCGACUUCUUCGACACCCACCAUCCACAACUACAGCUAACCCGACCCAUGCCGACUCCGGGUACUAUGCAACAUCCAGCCAUUUCCUCUGGAUUGGCGACCGAACACGCCAACUCGACGGCGCACACGUCGAGUUCUUCCGUGGAAUCGCCAACCCCAUCGGAAUCAAGAUCGGGCCUAGCAUGGCCUCGGACGAGCUAGUGAACUUGCUCAAUGUCGUCAACCCGGAGCGCGAGAUCGGUAAGGUCACUUUGAUCUCGCGGUAUGGUGCUUCUAAAAUUGCAAACUUCUUGCCUGGGCAUAUCGCCGCUGUGCAGGCUUCUGGCCAUAUCCCUGUCUGGCAGUGUGAUCCCAUGCACGGCAAUACGCAGAGUACGCCGUCUGGGGUGAAGACGCGUCAUUUCACGGAUAUCUUGUCUGAGUUGCGUCAAGCGCUGGAGAUUCAUCGGGCUGCUGGGUCGUUCUUGGGUGGUAUGCAUCUUGAGUUAACUGGUGAGGCUGUUACAGAGUGUGUCGGUGGUGCGGCUGGGUUGACCGAGGAUGGUCUCGGGGAGCGGUAUACUACUUUCUGUGAUCCGCGACUGAAUGAGAAGCAAGCUUUGGAGCUGGCUUUCUUGGUUGCCGGCUUCUAUCGCGAGGAGUCUGAGUGUUGA
Molecule: messenger RNA, 1383 nt
Organism: Penicillium canescens
Lineage: Eukaryota; Fungi; Ascomycota; Eurotiomycetes; Eurotiales; Aspergillaceae
Product: 3-deoxy-7-phosphoheptulonate synthase class II
Exons: 6
Coding region: 1-1383 (460 amino acids)
Biological process (GO): aromatic amino acid biosynthetic process
Molecular function (GO): 3-deoxy-7-phosphoheptulonate synthase activity
Source: RefSeq, a predicted model, not a curated record